Messenger RNA from Salmo salar (Atlantic salmon), 3556 nucleotides. The record is from RefSeq and is a predicted model, not a curated record. Lineage: Eukaryota; Metazoa; Chordata; Actinopteri; Salmoniformes; Salmonidae.
CUCUGUAGAAAGAGGAAGCGAUGUUUGGCUGAUGUGGACAAUUCAACGGGGUGAGAUUAUCUCCCGCUAAGUAAACUAGCGACUGUCGAGCAACCCGGUGUUAAAACGAAAUCAUUCAAAAACAAUGGAGCGAUGAAAAUAUGUAACGCUUGAACCAAACAAUUUUUCAAUUUGUAAAGAACUGAAGAAAAAAAAGCGAUCCACAAUGAUGUCAGAAUGCGAAGCAAACGAGACCGAGCCGGUGGUGGCGGCUGACAUACCCCCGGUAGCCUCCGCUGCUGCUACCACGGAUCUCAACUUUCGGUCAGAGGAUCCGCUGUCGACGUUGUUCGAUAGGAACACAGUCGGGUCUGGGUCUAACCCGGGGGUCGCGGUUCGGAUGUCGGGUUCGUGUGAAAGCGUUCUUACCGAAUUGGAGACGGACGGUUCUGGGGAAGAGGCUCUGUUGUUGCCGUGUUUAUCCGGAGGCACGUCGUCACCUCGGGGCGAGAGGCAGAAGAGGACGAGGCGGAACCGACAGAGUUCAUCGUCGGAUAAAGAUAACCUUACCUCGCCAGGUAACAGUAGCGGAGACUUUAACCAUUUCCCCGGCGACCCAGAGUUUGGUGACAUCAUUCAGAGGGCGGAGCAGGCCAUCGAGGGCGGAGUCUUCCCAGAGAGAAUCUCUCAGGGUUCUAGCGGGAGUUACUUCGUUAAAGACUCCAAAGGGAAAAUCCUUGGCGUUUUCAAACCAAAGUCUGAAGAGCCUUAUGGUCACCUCAACCCUAAAUGGACCAAAUACUUUCACAAGCUGUGCUGUCCGUGUUGUUUUGGCCGUGGCUGCCUGAUCCCCAACCAGGGCUAUCUCUCGGAGGUUGCUGCCUCCCACGUCGAUACCAGGCUAGGACUGGGAGUGGUCCCCAAAACCAAGGCUGUGUAUCUGGUCAGUGAGACAUUUCACUACAACACCAUCGACAGGGCCAAGUCCAGAGGGAAGAAAUACGCCCUCGAGAUGGUUCCCAAAGUAGGACGACACUUCCACAGAGUGGGCCUGCCCCCCAAGCUUGGUUCGUUCCAGCUGUUCGUGGAAGGGUACCACGAGGCUGACUAUUGGUUGAGACGUUUUGAGGCGGAGCCUCUCCCAGAGAACAUCAGGAAACAGCUUCAGUCUCAGUUUGAGAGGCUGGUCAUUCUGGACUACGUCAUCAGAAACACAGACCGAGGGAAUGACAACUGGUUGAUCAAGUAUGAGAAGUCAGGGGAAGGAGAGGGAGAGAAGGCCAUCCAGAUAGCAGCUAUAGACAACGGCCUGGCCUUCCCCUUCAAACACCCUGACGAGUGGAGAGCCUACCCGUUCCAUUGGGCGUGUCUGCCCCAGGCUAAAGUACCCUUCUCCCAGGAGACCAGAGAGCUGGUGCUGUCCCGUCUGUCAGACAUGAACUUCGUUCAGGACCUCUGUGAAGACCUCUACGAAAUGUUUAUGGCAGAUAAAGGUUUUGACAAGACCAUGUUUGAAAAGCAGAUGUCAGUCAUGAGAGGACAGAUCCUAAACCUGAGCCAGGCGUUAAAGGAUAAUAAAACUCCCAUUCAGUUGGUCCAGAUGCCCAGAGUCGUGGUGGAGAGAAGCCGGACAGGAGGACAGGGGAGGGUGGUAACAUUAGGAACAGCUUUCACCCAGACCUUCCACUGCAAGAGACCUUUCUUCUCUUCCUGGUAGAGGGAGGGAUGGCUGAAGGAGCUGCUGCAGGGGUGGGUGGAGAGAUGAGGAGGGAGGGAAGAGAGGGAGCCUCCACUGCAAGAGACCUUUCUUCUCUUCCUGGUAGAGGGAGGGAUGGCUGAAGGAGCUGCUGCAGGGGUGGGUGGAGAGAUGAGGAGGGAGGGAAGAGAGGGAGCCUCCACUGCAAGAGACCUUUCUUCUCUUCCUGGUAGAGGGAGGGAUGGCUGAAGGAGCUACUGCAGGGGUGGGUGGAGAGAUGAGGAGGGAGGGAAGAGAGGGAGCCUCCACUGCAAGAGACCUUUCUUCUCUUCCUGGUAGAGGGAGGGAUGGCUGAAGAGGGACUGAUUUGGAGUUGGACAUCACACGUCUGGGGAAACAUCCCAAAUGGCUCCCUAUUCCCUUUGUAGUGCCCUACAUUAGACCCUGGUCAAUAGGGUUAGUGCACUAUAAAGGGAAUAGUGUUCCAUUUGGGACGUAUGCUGAGUGUGUUGAGCUCAGAGGAGAACCCAGGACGUCCUAAAUGGAACCCUAUUCCCUAUACCGUCCUGCACUACGUCUGACCAGAGGCCCCAUAGGGGAUAGUGCACUUAGGGGAAUAUAGUGCUAUUUGGGAUACACCGACAGUGUCUUCGGUUCUGCGCUACCGCCAAAAUCAUUUUAAUAUAAGCAUAAAGAAAAAGCUUUUGAAGGAAUUAAAUGAUGUUAAAAAGUGGAUAAAAUACAAUGUAUGUUGCUUGAAUGUAAGUUUACAGUUUCUAUUUAAAUAGAGCAACGUGUCUCCCGAGACAUUUCAAUGAGAGGGAAUACUGUUGACAACGUGUCGUCCCAAAUAGCACUACUUUUGAGUGACUUUUUGGGAUGCACUCGAUGGUCAUUUUUUUUUUCAUAGCAAUGAAUGUAUUAGUUGAUUUAACAUGUAUGUGUAAUUGCUGGUGACAGUAUGCUCUUGGCUAUUAUGGGAUGGGUGGUGGGUUAAACUCAAGGUACACUGUGCAAUAUGAUGUAAUCAGGCACCGUGCGGGUGGCGAACUUCCUGCUUGACAACAACAACAACAAUUAGAAUCUGCCAAGAUGGAGGCUGGGAUUCAGUCUGACCGCAGGUUAUAGACAAAUGUUCCAGCGUUCGCAGAGAUCCCAUUCACAGUAAACGCUACGAAUGUCGGCUCAAUCAGAAAUUUGCCUUUAAAAGGCCUCAAAGCCUAUAACCCACGAUCGGAUUGAAUCCCGGCCUGAUUCUUCACCCAAAAGUGGAACUCCUGGCAGAAUUGUAUUAUUUUGUUGUUGUCUGUAAACAGGAAGUUACCCUGCUACGUUUGAUGACGUCAUAUUGCUGAGUCUUCCGUUAAUCUCCCACCAAAUUGGGGGGGGAAGGAAAAAUAAGGACAUUCGCACACUUGCUAAACAUUUCUAAGUCCCAUACAGCACCCUAUUCCUUACAUAGUGCACUACUUUUGACCAGGGCCUAUAGGGACAAAGUAGUGCACUACUUUUGACCAGGGCCUAUAGGGACAAAGUAGUGCACUACUUUUGACCAGGGCCUAUAGGGACAAAGUAGUGCACUACUUUUGACCAGGGCCUAUAGGGACAAAGUAGUGCACUACUUUUGACCAGGGACUAUAGGGACGAAGUAGUGCACUACUUUUGACCAGGGCCUAUAGGGACAAAGUAGUGCACUUUUCUUGGAUAAAAGUACUGAACUAUGUAGGGAUUAGGGUGCCGUUGGUGACACAGACAUUGUUUUGGGUUUUUCAUAUUUAUGCAUCUUGAACUUUCUAUUCCUGCUGUAUAAUGAAUGUAAAGGUAGAAUUGUAUUUUUUAAACAUGUUGGAAACAAUAAAUGUAAAUUUGGGAUUGGUUAAA